UAGCGUGAGGGAGACCGGAUUGGGGGAGGGGUGCAGGCCUGUCCUCCCCAGCGGCUGCGGCAGCACCAGCGCCGGCCGCCACCGCCUCUGGAACGCGGAGGAGGAGGAGGAGCGGCUGGAGGAGUAGGAGGAGGAGGUGGGCCCGAGGGAGAGGGAUGCUCAUCGCUCCGGUUUUGUGGUGAAUGCUGAGUCGAGUCACGAUUGCUGCAGUCUGUGCCACCGCGAGGAAGUUGUGGUGUAAGGCCGGGCGGGAGCUCGCAGCGCUGUGGAGAAUCCGAGCGCGGGGUCAGUGCGAAGACCGGGCUACUGCCAGACCCUUGCCUCCUCUGACCAUGCCAGGAAGGAACAAGGCGAAGUCUACCUGCAGCUGUCCUGCCCUGCAGCCCAACGGACAGGAUUUGGGCGAGAGCGGCCGGGUUGCCCGUCUAGGAGCCGAUGAGUCUGAGGAAGAGGGACGGAGUGGGUCUCUCAGUAAUGCCGGAGACCCUGAGAUCGUCAAGUCUCCCAGCGACCCCAAGCAAUACCGAUACAUCAAACUACGAAAUGGCUUGCAGGCACUUUUGAUUUCAGACCUAAGUAACAUGGAAGGUAAAACGGGAGAUGCAACAGAUGAUGAGGAGGAAGACGAAGAAGAAGACGAAGAAGAUGAAGAAGAUGAGGACGAUGAUGAUGAAGAUUCUGGAGCUGAAAUAGAAGAUGAUGAUGAAGAGGGUUUUGAUGAUGAAGAUGAGUUUGAUGAUGAUGUUGAACAUGAUGAUGAUGACCUUGAUACUGAGGAUAAUGAAUUGGAAGAAUUAGAAGAGAGGGCAGAAGCCAGAAAGAAAACCACUGAAAAACAGUCUGCAGCGGCCCUUUGUGUUGGAGUUGGGAGUUUUGCUGAUCCGGAUGACCUGCCUGGGCUGGCACACUUUUUGGAGCACAUGGUAUUUAUGGGUAGUUUGAAAUACCCGGAUGAGAAUGGGUUUGAUGCCUUCCUGAAGAAACAUGGGGGUAGUGAUAAUGCUUCAACUGAUUGUGAACGUACCGUCUUUCAGUUUGAUGUCCAGAGAAAAUACUUCAAGGAAGCCCUGGAUAGAUGGGCACAGUUCUUCAUCCAUCCACUAAUGAUCAGAGAUGCAAUUGACCGGGAGGUUGAAGCUGUUGAUAGUGAAUAUCAGCUUGCAAGACCCUCUGAUGCAAACAGAAAGGAAAUGUUGUUUGGAAGCCUUGCUAGACCUGGACAUCCUAUGGGGAAAUUUUUUUGGGGAAAUGCUGAGACUCUCAAACAUGAGCCAAAAAAGAAUAAUAUUGAUACACAUGCUAGACUAAGAGAAUUCUGGAUGCAUUACUACUCUGCUGAUUACAUGACUUUAGUGGUUCAGUCCAAAGAAACACUGGAUACUUUGGAAAAGUGGGUGACUGAAAUCUUCUCUCAGAUACCAAACAAUGGGUUACCCAAACCAAACUUUGGCCAUUUAACGGAUCCAUUUGACACACCAGCAUUUAACAAACUUUAUAGAGUUGUUCCAAUCAGAAAAAUUCAUGCUCUGACCAUCACAUGGGCACUUCCCCCUCAACAGCAACAUUACAGGGUGAAGCCACUUCAUUAUAUCUCUUGGCUGGUUGGACAUGAAGGCAAAGGCAGUAUUCUUUCUUACCUUAGAAAAAAGUGCUGGGCGCUUGCGCUAUUUGGUGGAAAUGGUGAGACAGGAUUUGAGCAAAAUUCUACUUACUCAGUGUUCAGCAUUUCUAUUACAUUGACUGAUGAGGGUUAUGAACAUUUCUAUGAGGUGGCUCAUACUGUCUUCCAGUAUUUAAAAAUGCUGCAGAAGCUAGGCCCAGAAAAAAGAAUUUUUGAAGAGAUUCAGAAAAUUGAGGAUAAUGAGUUUCAUUACCAAGAACAGACAGAUCCAGUGGAGUACGUGGAAAACAUGUGUGAAAACAUGCAGCUGUACCCACUGCAGGACUUCCUCACUGGAGAUCAGCUCCUUUUUGAAUACAAGCCGGAAGUCAUUGCUGAAGCCCUUAAUCAGCUAGUUCCUCAAAAAGCAAAUCUUGUUCUACUGUCUGGUGCUAAUGAGGGAAAAUGUGACCUCAAGGAGAAAUGGUUUGGGACUCAGUAUAGAAUGGAAGAUGUUGAAAACUCUUGGGCUGAACUGUGGAAGAGUAAUUUCAAAUUAAAUCCAGAUCUUCAUCUUCCAGCUGAAAAUAAGUACAUAGCCACGGACUUCAUGUUGAAGGCUUUUGAUUGCACUGAGACAGAAUACCCUGUGAAAAUUGUGAACACUCCACAAGGUUGCCUGUGGUAUAAGAAAGACAACAAAUUCAAAAUCCCCAAAGCAUAUAUACGUUUCCAUCUGAUCUCACCUUUGAUACAGAAGUCUGCAGCAAAUGUGGUCCUCUUUGAUAUCUUUGUCAAUAUCCUUACUCAUAACCUUGCGGAACCAGCUUAUGAAGCAGAUGUGGCACAGCUGGAGUAUAAGCUGGUCGCUGGAGAACACGGUUUAAUUAUUCGAGUGAAAGGAUUCAACCACAAACUACCUCUACUGUUUCAGCUCAUUAUUGACUACUUAGCGGAGUUUAGUUCCACACCAGCUGUCUUUACAAUGAUAACUGAGCAGUUGAAGAAGACCUACUUUAACAUCCUCAUCAAGCCUGAGACCCUUGCCAAAGAUGUGCGGCUUUUAAUCCUAGAAUAUGCCCGUUGGUCUAUGAUUGACAAGUACCGGGCUUUGAUGGAUGGCCUUUCCCUUGAAUCUCUGAUGAGCUUUGUCAAAGAGUUCAAAUCCCAACUCUUUGUUGAGGGCCUGGUACAAGGCAAUGUCACAAGCACAGAAUCUAUGGAUUUCCUGAAGUACGUUGUUGACAAGCUGAGCUUCAGGCCCCUGGAGCAGGAGAUGUCCGUGCAGUUCCAGGUGGUACAACUGCCUAGUGGUCACCACCUGUGCAAAGUGAGAGCUCUGAACAAAGGUGAUGCCAACUCGGAAGUCACGGUGUAUUACCAGUCAGGUACCAGGAGUCUGAAAGAAUACACUCUCAUGGAGCUGCUUGUGAUGCACAUGGAAGAGCCUUGUUUUGACUUCCUUCGAACCAAGCAGACCCUUGGGUACCAUGUCUACCCUACCUGUAGGAACACAUCUGGGAUUCUAGGAUUCUCUGUUACCGUGGGGACUCAAGCAACCAAAUACAACUCUGAAGUUGUUGAUAAGAAGAUAGAAGAGUUUCUUUCUAGCUUUGAGGAAAAGAUCGAGAACCUCACUGAGGACGCAUUCAACACCCAGGUCACCGCUCUGAUCAAGCUGAAGGAGUGUGAGGAUACCCACCUGGGGGAGGAGGUGGACAGGAACUGGAACGAAGUGGUGACACAGCAGUAUCUCUUUGACCGCCUUGCUCAUGAGAUUGAAGCACUGAAGUCAUUCUCAAAAUCAGACCUAGUCGGCUGGUUCAAGGCGCACAGAGGAUCAGGAAGUAAAAUGCUCAGCGUUCACGUUGUUGGGUUUGGGAAGUAUGAACUGGAAGAGGACGGUACCCCAGGCGGUGAGGAUUCCAACUCUUAUUGUGAAGUGAUGCAGCUAACCUACCUGCCAACCUCUCCUCUGCUGGCAGAUUCUACCAUCCCCAUUACUGAUAUCAGGGCUUUCACAUCAACACUUAACCUUCUCCCUUACCAUAAAAUAGUAAAAUAAACUGCAGUCUCAAUGGCCUAAUGAAGCAUUGUGUAUUUUUAAAUGUGCAUUUUAUUGGAGUUACACUACUAAGGCCUUAGGGCUUCCAAUAAAUUUUUGCACUGGCAUCACAGAAUUCUAUUUACUCCCCACCCCCCAUUUGUUGUGACUAACAAACCAAGGGUUACCGUAGCAGCUGGCAGACAGACAUCAGCAGGGUGGGCCAGGUAUGACCAGAGCGCUUACAGGAGCAGUGUGAGAAGCCCUGUCCUGUCCUGGUCCUCUCAGAUGGAGAACCCUGUCCCUACAUAAUCAAUGUCUUAUUAGUACCUAAAUGUUAGGUGCUAAUACUAAUACCUAAAUCAUGAUAAUGAUGGUGGUGUUUUUAAUGUAUUUUUAAAUAAAGAUAAUUCUGUAUUGCCCUUCA
Molecule: messenger RNA, 4071 nt
Organism: Hipposideros armiger (great roundleaf bat)
Lineage: Eukaryota; Metazoa; Chordata; Mammalia; Chiroptera; Hipposideridae
Gene: NRDC
Product: nardilysin convertase
Exons: 31
Coding region: 183-3665 (1160 amino acids)
Biological process (GO): proteolysis
Molecular function (GO): metalloendopeptidase activity; metal ion binding
Source: RefSeq, a predicted model, not a curated record